Messenger RNA from Yamadazyma jaroonii, 726 nucleotides. The record is from the annotation of a GenBank genome assembly. Lineage: Eukaryota; Fungi; Ascomycota; Pichiomycetes; Serinales; Debaryomycetaceae.
AUGCCAGUUAAACUGUACAGUGAAGAAGCCACCUUUGAUGGUGAUGCUGAUAGUAAAAUCAACUAUAAUGAUGCUAUAGAUUAUUGGUCAUCCGUACCAGCAUCAGUGAAUGGUGUUUUGGGAGGUUAUGGUGAACAAACAUCUGUUCCAAAGGCAGAUAUUAUAGGAUCAAGCACAUUUAUAAGGAAAUUAUCAUCAAGAAUGCCUUGUGAAGGACCUAAAUUAACUAUUGAUAUGGGUGCUGGGAUAGGUAGAAUCACCAGAGACUUCUUAUGGAAAAUCAGUGAUACUGUAGAUUUACUUGAACCAGUGAAACCAUUUGUUGCUCAAAUGGAGAACGAAUUAAAAGAAGUAAAGAAUAGAGGUAAGUUAGGUGAUAUUUAUGAUAUUGGAAUGCAAGAAUGGCAAUGUGCUCCAGAAAAACUCGGUCAAUAUUGGCUUGUUUGGUGUCAAUGGUGUGUAGGACAAUUACCUGACGAUGAAUUAGUUCAAUUCUGGAUUACAUGUAAAAAAGCUUUAAAACCUGAUGGAACAUUAAUUGUUAAGGAAAAUAUUGCUCCUGUUGAUGAUAUUUUCGAUGAAACUGAUUCUUCAGUUACCAGAACUGAUGAAAAAUUCAGAUCGUUAUUCAUAAAAGCAGGUUAUAAAUUGAUCGCUUCUGAUGUUCAAAAAGGAUUACCUAGAGAAUUAUACCCUGUAAGAAUGUACUGUUUGAAACCGAUAUAG